Paraglomus occultum is the source of this 608-nucleotide messenger RNA. The record is from the annotation of a GenBank genome assembly. Lineage: Eukaryota; Fungi; Glomeromycota; Glomeromycetes; Paraglomerales; Paraglomeraceae.
AUUUAACCAAGGACAAAACAAAACUUUCAGAAGUUCUUUCGCCGAUAUCUCGCAGUGGCCAAUUACCGGUACUUGCGAUACCUAUAGACCACGAUCACAACAAUGAAACGCUUCGCGAAUCCGCCCGCCAAGCCGUGCUGGAUGGGACUCCGAGCGUUAUACCAGUUCCCUCAACGUCUACGUUUCUAACCGAAUCCAAUGCAAUCCUUCUCUACCUUGCCUCUUCCACACCACUUCUUCCAUCCUCCAAUCCGCUGCAUGUAGCUCAGAUCAACGAAUGGCUGUUCUGGGAACAGCAUUCUCACGAACCGAACAUCGCCACUUUGCGGUGGUGGCUUAGGUUUAUGGAUCUGGGAGAAGAUGAGAGAUAUUUGGAUCAGAUAGUGGAAAAGCAGAAAAGAGGGUACAAGGCUUUGGAAGUUAUGGAAAAACAUUUGGACAAAAGAGAGUGGUUUAUAAACGAUGAGGUUUGUGUUGUCGACGUUGCCUUGUAUGCUUAUACCUGUGUCUGUGAGGAAGGGGGUUUCAGUAUUGACAGUUUCCCAAAUGUAAAGAAAUGGCUGAAAAGAUUUGAGGGAUUACCUGGGUAUAUUGGAAUUGAUGAUUAA